UCUGCUGUGACAGGCUGCUCAAGACAGCAGGAAGGGGACGUGGCCUGCGGCUAAGUUCUGCUCUCUUGGAGAGCCAGGAGUGUGUCACCGAAAAUAACUCAAGGUUGGAGAACGCCAGGGUCCCUGCCCGGGCCCUCCAAAAUCUCUCUCCCCCAUCUGCCUCGGAAUUAGGUUUUCCUCGGGACACCUGAAGCUGGAGCUGACGGUUUCUAUUCUGUGCUAGAAGUUUCUGUUUUCUUGCAGUGCCAUGGCGCGGGGUAUUUGCCCGCUCUGUUCUCCACGUCCGCAGCCCCCAGCGCAGUGCCAGGCUCCUAAGAGGCACCGAAAUGUUUGUCGGGUAACCGAGUGGAGGAUGGGUGAGUCGCAUUGUUGUAAAGAUGCAUUACCCACGUUACUGUAUGUAAAGCAUUCGGCAGGGUCGCCAGCACCUUAUUAUUAUUGCCGCUGCUGUUUGUUAGAUGGGAGUCGUGCAGAUCCCUCAGCCUCUCCGGCUGUCUCUCCGUCUGUAAAACCAGCAGCUCGAAUCACUGGAUGGUCCCUGGGCUUCCUUCAGUCUGUAAAAAGUCUGCACUUGCAGGACCUUCGUGCCCCCAGAUGCUCAGCCACGGAAGUUCUUCCCAAAGCCCACCUGAAACUUCUCAGUAGCAGCUCUGCUGGGCUUGGGGGUGCUGAGCACCCCUUGGGAGGCAGCUCUUCCUCUGUUUCCUUUGACAGAUCAGCACGGGGCGCAGCUGGGAGACCGUGAGUCAGCUCACUACUUCUUAGAACGGUUUCCAUUCAGAUACUUCUGUGUUUUAUUUUAAUUGGCUUUUGACGUGCCGUUUCAUAACGUUUUAUUGUGUUCAAUAGAGGCGAUUCGUUAUGUGCAUAAUUAGAAGCCGUUGAUUUUAACUUCUUUGGUAAGAGUUUUCACGGAAAAAAAGUUCGGCAAAUGAAAAUUUUGCCGCACCGGGUGCCUUGAUUUGGGGUUUUGGACACAUGGUCCUUGGAGGUGAAGGUUGACACUGCCCUGUCCUGGGUGGGGCUCUGGUCCCUGGCCUUGGACAUUCCCUACAGGAACAGGGUCAUACACCUCAGAGGGCCCUGGGAGCAUCUGUUUUAGGGGCUCAGGUUGACAGGACUAAGACAGCCUUCACAGGGUCUGGACCUUUUCUCUCAGAAUCCCCCUCUGAAAGAAGCAUCCUGGAACCCCUUGUUUCCUCAUAGCUGACUCUGUGGGGGAAGUUUCAGAGGUAAAGCCAGCUUCACACUCCUGGAAUUUGGUAUUUGGUAUUCACUGAGUAACAGGGAUGGCCUCGGAGGAGGGGAGAGGGACAGGUCUGGCCAGUUCUGUGGUGUUGUUUAUACUUGAGAUUACCUCACAGGUCCCAACCCGCUUCCCCGCCCCAUCUGGUGGGGGCUGGCCCUCAGCCUGCCAGCCCCCUUUGCCCACAUGCCGGGGAAGCCAGGGGCCAACAUGGAUCUCCCUGUGGACAUCAGCUGAAUCUGGAAGCCUCACCCCUCAGGAGACGAUGGAAAGGGACGGCAGCCGGAAUGCUUCCCCGGCAGGGACGUCUCCAGCCCGGGCAUCCCCUUCCAGGUCAGCAUCCGGCAGGUCAUUGUCCGUCAGGUCAGCCUCCACGGCCUCCUCUCCGACGAGAGUGUACCUUGUUAGAGCAACACCAGUGGGGGCCGUGCCCAUCCGGGCAUCUCCUGCCAGGUCGGCCCCAGCCACCAGGGAGAGCCCAGGUGUCAGCUUGCCCAAGUUCACCUGGCAGGAGGGCCAGAAGCGGCUGCCACUCAUCGGAUGUAUCCUCCUCCUCAUCGCCCUCGUGGUGUCGCUCAUCAUCCUCUAUGGGGGAAGAGAGCCCCAGAGUCCAAGAGGGAUGGCAGUCUACUUCUGGCGGGGCCACACAGGAAUCAAGUACAAGGAGCCAGUGGAGAGCUGCCCCAUACAUGCCGUGCGCUGUGAUGGGGUCGUGGACUGUAAGCUGAGAAGUGAUGAGCUGGGCUGUGUGAGAUUUGAUUGGAACAAGUCUCUGCUUAAAGUCUACUCUGGAUCCUCCCAUCAGUGGCUUCCCAUCUGCAGUGACAGCUGGAACGACUCCUACUCAGAGAAGACGUGCCAGCAGCUGGGUUUCAUGAGUGCUUACCGGACAACCGAGGUGGCCCACAGGGAUCUCACCAGCAGCCUCUCAAUCUCCAAAUACAACUCUACCCUCCAGGAAAGCCUCUACAGGUCUGAAUGCCCUUCCCAGCAGUAUGUCUCUCUCCAGUGUUCCCACUGUGGACUGAGGGCCAUGACCGGGCGGAUCGUGGGAGGGGCGCUGGCCCCAGAGAGCAAGUGGCCUUGGCAAGUGAGUCUGCAGUAUGGCACCACGCACAUCUGCGGGGGCACGCUGAUCGACGCCCAGUGGGUGCUCACCGCCGCUCACUGCUUCUUUGUGACCCGGGAGAAGAUCCUGGAGGGCUGGAAGGUCUACGCGGGUACCAGCAACCUGCUCCAGCUGCCUGCGGCGGCCUCCAUCUCCCAGAUCAUCAUCAAUGGCAACUACACGGACGAGGAGGACGACUAUGACAUUGCCCUCAUGCGGCUCUCCAAGCCCCUGACCCUGUCUGCUCAUGUCCACCCUGCCUGCCUCCCUAUGCAUGGACAGACCUUCGGCCUCAAUGAGACCUGCUGGAUCACAGGCUUUGGCAAGACCAAGGAGACAGAUGAGAAGACAUCCCCCUUCCUCCGGGAGGUGCAGGUCAACCUCAUUGACUUUAAGAAAUGCAAUGACUUCUUGGUCUAUGACAGUUACCUUACCCCAAGGAUGAUGUGUGCUGGGGACCUUCGGGGAGGCAGAGACUCCUGCCAGGGAGACAGCGGGGGGCCCCUGGUCUGUGAGCAGAACAGUCGCUGGUACCUGGCAGGAGUCACUAGCUGGGGCACAGGCUGUGGCCAGAGGAACAAGCCCGGUGUGUAUACCAAAGUGACAGAAGUCCUCCCCUGGAUCUACAGCAAAAUGGAGAGUGAGGUGCGCUUCCGGAAGUCCUAAGCAGCUGUCCUGUCCCACCUCACAGCCCUGGCUGCAUAAAGACUCUGGCCAAAGUGACUGGGCCAUUUGCAGUGUCAUCUGGGCCAAAGGUUCCGAGGCACCUGCGUCACUCUCACCUCCGCUGUCUACUGCCUCUGUGAAUGUGCACGUGUGUGUGUGUGUGUGUGUGUGUGCGCGCGCGCGCGCAUGUACGUGUGUAGUUGCUCUCCCAAGGUUUUCCAGAAACCAGGAGAGCUGUCAGCCCUUUCCAAACCCCAGGCUGGAAAGAACCUGGAGAUAACAGUUUGGGCGCUGUGGACCUUCCUGUAAGGGCGUCUGUCACGGAUGGAGGAGGUUGAGCCCAGACAGCGCCCAGAGGAAGGGCCUAGAAGAUCACAUCAGAAAUUCCUGCUCCUCGGACCCUGGCUCAGAGACUAGCCCAGACUGAGAAGCCACCAGCAUCGCCGCCGUCCUGGGAUGGAUUUGGGUGUCGUCGGAGUACCGGGGCCGUCCCCGGCGGGAAGGUGCCCCCCCCUCGGCAUUACAAGCAUCCUGCCCUUUCUCGGGCCUCCUGCGGGUGCCCUGGGUGUGGAGGGCUGACUGAGCGGUGGCUGCCCAGGCUGACAGCUGGCCGUGUGUGGUCACAGUAGCUACUGGGGCAGAUUUUUAUUGUAUUUUUAUAUUCAAGAAAUGGAACUGGAUGUAUUUUUAAAGAUUCUCCAAAACUUCCAGGAGCCUGAAGAGCUAACAUCCAUCACCCCAAACACUCCAAGAGACUCUUGGGGGCUGUACCAUUCCAGAGUCUUGCUGAGUGUUCCUGACAUCCAGGGACCCGAGGAAGGAGCCCCUUCGGGGCGCUUAGGGAAGAGCGUCCUUGCGUGGGCUGGCGGGCAGGUCAUCACAGAGAGCCACGACUGUCGCUGCGUCCAAGGGCUACACCCAGGGCGUGAAGACAUGGCUGCUGCUGCUUCUCCGUGGGCGUCGGAGCCCGGGGACAGUCCGGGUGGACAGACACCCCUCAUACCCAGCGCUGUCCCGGACCUGUCAGUUUCUCUCAGCCCCUCCGCCUUUCAGUUUCUCAGCUGCUUCAGAAACAGCACGGACACGAACGCUGCCAUGGAGAGAGGGUGGACACUGUCCCCAGGCCCUCCAGAUAGCCGUCGUGAAGGAUGUGAGUUGCUGUGCUCCUGUAAGUUGUCCGUGUGCCUGGCCUCCGUGUCAGCUGGAGGUCUGGGCCUCCCUCAGCCUUUCCUGGCCCGUCCAGUUCUCCUCACUUUCCUGGGUCUCGCCUGGUGAUACUAGGACUCCCAGAGGCAGGGUCCAAGCAGGGCAGCCCAGCCCAGCUCAGGCAGGUGGCUGCCCGGGGGCUAGACCGCCCAGGAAGAGCAAGGCUGGGCAGAGCCCGAGGGGGCUGGUUGCAUGGUAUCGAGGCCGGGGGUCCGGGAGGGCAACGUUCAUGUCCACGGCAUCCCCAGCAAUAGUUUUCAGCAAUAAAAGUUGUGUGACCCGAAAAA
Molecule: messenger RNA, 4513 nt
Organism: Acinonyx jubatus (cheetah)
Lineage: Eukaryota; Metazoa; Chordata; Mammalia; Carnivora; Felidae
Gene: TMPRSS13
Product: transmembrane serine protease 13
Exons: 15
Coding region: 1290-3020 (576 amino acids)
Biological process (GO): proteolysis
Cellular component (GO): membrane
Molecular function (GO): serine-type endopeptidase activity; protein binding
Source: RefSeq, a predicted model, not a curated record